CCUCGUCUGCAACGCCCACCCCACGAUUCCACACAGCCAUAUCCUCACCCCUCACGCACAACCCAGGUCUUCAUCAUUGUCAUUAAGCGCCGCGACACGACGCCAACAUGACGAGCACUAUCGGUAUUCCUAUUAAGCUGCUGAACGAAGCUCAGGGUCACGUUGUCACACUCGAAAUUACGUCCGGACAAGUCUACCGCGGGAAGCUGCUCGAGGCUGAGGACAACAUGAAUGUGCAACUCAAGGAUAUCACUGUGACGGCCCGCGAUGGACGCGUGUCGCAUUUGGACCAGGUGUACAUCAGAGGGUCGCAUGUGAGGUUCUUUAUUGUGCCGGAUAUGUUGAGGAAUGCUCCGAUGUUCCGCUCGAGGGGCGUAAAGGGACGCGGUGUGGGAUUGGCAAGAGGAAGGGCAACGGUCAGUCGGGCGAGAGCAAGCGGGAGAGGUGCUCCGAGGGGUUAAGCUGGGAUAGGUGGAGAUGGAUUUGGACAUGGUGAUGGCGUUCACGGAAAAGCUGCGGGAUAUGUUAGGGUCUGAAAGAAUUACAGUGAUCUUUCCCACUUUCAGGUUUUGUGG
Pseudogymnoascus verrucosus is the source of this 575-nucleotide messenger RNA. RefSeq names its product small nuclear ribonucleoprotein Sm D3 (gene SMD3). Gene Ontology annotation, biological process: RNA processing; spliceosomal snRNP assembly. Bases 108 to 461 code for a protein of 117 amino acids. Gene Ontology annotation, molecular function: RNA binding. The record is from RefSeq and is a predicted model, not a curated record. Gene Ontology annotation, cellular component: pICln-Sm protein complex; precatalytic spliceosome; U4 snRNP. Lineage: Eukaryota; Fungi; Ascomycota; Leotiomycetes; Thelebolales; Thelebolaceae. The transcript has 3 exons.